Messenger RNA from Portunus trituberculatus (swimming crab), 1220 nucleotides. It is a transcript of the gene Fib, whose product is annotated as rRNA 2'-O-methyltransferase fibrillarin-like. The coding region runs from base 125 to 1120 and encodes 331 amino acids. Gene Ontology annotation, cellular component: nucleolus; box C/D methylation guide snoRNP complex; Cajal body. Lineage: Eukaryota; Metazoa; Arthropoda; Malacostraca; Decapoda; Portunidae. The record is from RefSeq and is a predicted model, not a curated record. Gene Ontology annotation, molecular function: RNA binding; rRNA methyltransferase activity; histone H2AQ104 methyltransferase activity. The transcript has 5 exons. Gene Ontology annotation, biological process: box C/D sno(s)RNA 3'-end processing; rRNA methylation.
UGGUGGUGUGGAGCGGCCUGUGUUCGGCGCGGCGCGGAGCUUGGCCCAGGCAGGGUUCUGUUUACACGUGGUGGGAAGCCAGGCCGCGUGUGACUGGGAAUUAUUCUGCUACAAGUCCUUCACAAUGGGUCGGCCAGAUUUUUCCCCUCGGGGUGGCGGCGGCUUCCGCGGCGGAAGAGGAGGAGAUAGGGGCGGCGGCAGAGGCAGAGGCGGAGGCGGCCGUGGCUUUGGUGGGGACAGGGGCUUCUCUCCUAGAGGAGGAGGAGGAGGAGGUGGCCGAGGCGGCUUCACGCCCCGUGGCCGAGGGGGGGGUGACCGAGGUGGUGGUUUCCGCGGCCGUGGAGGUGGUGGUGGUGGUUUCCGCGGUCGUGGCGGCGGCGGCAGAGGCGGCUUCAGGGGAGGCAACAAAGUGAUGAUUGAGCCUCACCGUCACGAGGGAGUGUUCAUUGCCCGUGGGAAGGAGGACGUGCUGGUGACAAGGAACAUGGUGGUGGGAGAAAGUGUCUAUGGGGAGAAAAGGAUUAGUGUUGAGGAGGGAGGUGAAAAAAUAGAAUAUCGUGUGUGGAAUCCCUUCCGGUCCAAGUUGGCAGCUGCUAUUGUUGGUGGUGUGGGCAACAUCUACAUGCCUCCCGGCUCCAAGGUGCUGUAUCUUGGAGCUGCAAACGGCACCACUGUGUCCCACGUUUCUGACAUCAUUGGUCCGGAAGGAGUGGUGUACGCAGUUGAGUUCUCUCUCCGGUCCGGCCGUGAUUUGGUGAACAUGGCCAAGAAGCGGACCAAUGUGGUGCCCAUCGUGGAGGACGCCCGCCACCCACACAAGUACCGCAUGGUGUGCAGCAUGGUGGACACCAUCUUUGCCGAUGUGGCUCAGCCAGACCAGGCCCGUAUUGUGGCGCUCAAUGCUCAGCACUUCCUCAAAGUUGGCGGCCAUUACAUCAUCUCCAUCAAGGCAAACUGCAUUGAUUCCACUGCCCCCGCCGAGGCCGUAUUUGCUGGGGAGAUCAAGAAGCUACAGUCUGACCUCCUGAAGCCCCAGGAGCAGCUGACACUGGAGCCGUACGAGAGGGACCACGCGGUGGUGGUGGGGGUGUACCGGCCACCCAAGAAGAACAAGGGAUAGAAAUUUGGUUCCUAUUGGCCACAUAUGAGAUAUCAUUGCAUUUUUGUUUUUAAUUGUGCUAAUAUUUUGUAAUUCUAUGGAAAUAUAUUACUUAGUUUUU